CGGACGGCACGGACUGGAGGCGCCCGCCGCUGUGGACGGGCUCGGGGAGCUGGCCUGUGGUGCAAGAGGAGGGGCUGCGGGCCCGCAAGCAGCACCAGGAGAAGGGGGGAGGCAGCCCCGCAGUGCAGGAACGUGGGGAGGUCCGCGCCGGGGUGCAGGAACGCGGGGAGGGGAGCCCACGCCGGCUGCGGCAGCAGUCCGAAUUCGAGGACCGCUUCUGGGAGCGCGGGAAGGGGCUCGAAAGUUUCGGGGAGCAGGACGGGCAGUACUGGGAGAGCUGCAGGCACCUCAGACGGGAGGCGGUCGUUCUAGGAGAGGCCCCGGCUCGCCGAGAGAGACUCGAGUUGGUAGGGAGGGCACGGCCUGUCGGGCCCCAGGGGCCUGAGGGGGAGGGGCGCCUGGGGGUGCAGGAAGCAAAUUGGCUGCCGGGGGUGCAGGAGGGACAGGUGGUGCGGGCGGUCCAGGAAACAUUCCUAGACGGGAAGGGGUCCCAGGAGGGAGAGAGGCCCCCUGAGGGGCACAGGACCCGAAGGCGCCGGCGGCGGAGGAGGUGGUAACCCCACAGACUGGCAACCCAGGACCAGGAUCCCUCCAGGGCUGAAGUGAACACAAGAUGUAGGGAUUUGGGGAGUGGAGAGCAGAAGGGCGCUGACAGCCUGCUGUGUCCUGCUGGAGCCUCUUCUGCAACCUCAGCCUGGAUAUCGAAGCUGUGUCUGCACAAAGACUGCAGAAGAGGCUGGGGAGCAGCAGUAUGCAGCCAGAGGAAGGCACAGGCUGGCUGCUGGAGCUGCUGUCUGAGGUGCAGCUGCAACAGUACUUCCUGCGGCUCCGUGACGACCUCAAUGUUACCCGCCUGUCCCACUUUGAGUAUGUCAAGAAUGAGGACCUGGAGAAGAUUGGCAUGGGCCGGCCUGGCCAGCGGCGGCUGUGGGAGGCUGUGAAGAGGAGAAAGGCCAUGUGCAAGCGAAAGUCCUGGAUGAGCAAGGUGUUCAGUGGAAAGCGGCUGGAGGUUGAGUUCCCCCUCCAUCACUCUCAGAGCACCUUCCGGAAGACCUCACCCACCCCUGGUGGCCCAGCAGGGGAAGGGCCCCUGCAGAGUCUCACCUGCCUCAUUGGGGAAAAGGACCUACAUCUCUUCGAGAAGCUUGGAGAUGGCUCCUUUGGCGUGGUGCGCAGGGGCGAGUGGGACGCCCCCUCGGGGAAGACGGUGAGUGUGGCUGUGAAGUGCCUGAAGCCAGAUGUGCUGAGCCAGCCAGAGGCCAUGGACGACUUCAUCCGGGAGGUCAACGCCAUGCACUCACUCGACCACCGGAACCUCAUUCGCCUCUAUGGUGUGGUGCUCACGCCACCCAUGAAGAUGGUCACAGAGCUGGCUCCUUUGGGAUCACUGUUGGACCGGCUUCGCAAGCACCAGGGCCACUUCCUUCUGGGGACUCUAAGUCGCUAUGCUGUGCAGGUGGCUGAGGGCAUGGGCUACCUGGAGUCCAAGCGCUUUAUUCAUCGUGACCUGGCUGCGCGCAAUCUGCUCUUGGCCACCCGUGACCUGGUCAAGAUUGGAGACUUCGGGCUAAUGCGAGCACUACCCCAGAAUGAUGACCACUACGUCAUGCAGGAGCAUCGCAAGGUGCCCUUUGCCUGGUGUGCCCCUGAGAGCCUGAAGACACGCACCUUCUCCCAUGCCAGCGACACCUGGAUGUUUGGGGUAACAUUGUGGGAGAUGUUCACCUAUGGCCAGGAGCCCUGGAUUGGCCUUAAUGGCAGCCAGAUCCUGCAUAAGAUUGACAAGGAAGGGGAGCGUCUUCCCCGGCCCGAGGACUGCCCCCAAGAUAUCUAUAAUGUCAUGGUCCAGUGCUGGGCUCACAAACCAGAGGACAGACCCACCUUUGUGGCCCUGCGGGACUUCCUGCUGGAGGCCCAGCCCACUGACAUGCGGGCCCUUCAGGACUUUGAGGAACCAGACAAGCUGCACAUCCAGAUGAAUGAUGUCAUCACUGUCAUCGAGGGGAGGGCUGAGAAUUACUGGUGGCGUGGGCAGAACACGCGGACGCUGUGUGUGGGGCCCUUUCCUCGAAAUGUGGUGACCUCUGUGGCUGGCCUGUCAGCCCAGGACAUCAGCCAGCCUCUGCAGAAUAGCUUCAUUCACACGGGGCAUGGCGACAGUGACCCCCGCCACUGCUGGGGCUUCCCCGACAAGAUUGAUGAACUGUACCUGGGAAAUCCUAUGGACCCUCCCGAUCUGCUGAGCGUGGAACUGAGCGCCUCCCGUCCCACCCAGCAUCUGGGAAGGGUGAAAACCAAAACCACCCCACAGGCCUCAUCUUGGCCAGGAGCCUCAUCCACCCCCUGGAUCCUGGGCCUGUCAUUCCGGAACAUGGUUUUCCCCAUCCUCCUGCCCCAUUGCUUCCCAUUGCUCCUGGAACCAACCUAUGACCCUGUGAGCGAGGACCAAGAGCCCCUAUCCAGCGACUUCAAGAAGCUGGGCCUGAGGAAGCCGAGCCUGCCCCGUGGGCUGUGGCCGGCGAAGCCCUCAGCCCGGGUGUCAGGCACCAAGACAGGCCGUGGUGGCAGCGGCGGUGAGGUCACACUCAUUGACUUCAGUGAGGAGCCUGUGGUCCCCUCCCCACGGCCCUGCGCACCCUCACUGGCGCAGUUGGCCAUGGAUGCCUGCUCCUUGUUGGACAAGACCCCGCCACAGAGCCCCACGCGGGCACUGCCCCGGCCCCUGCACCCCACACCUGUGGUGGACUGGGACGCAUGCCCACUGCCGCCACCUCCCGCCUACGACGAUGUGGCCCAAGAUGAGGAUGACUUUGAGGUCUGCUCUAUCAACAGCACCCUGGUGGGCGCAGGGGUCUCUGCUGGGCCCAGCCAGGGCGAGACCAAUUACGCUUUUGUGCCUGAGCAGGCGCGGCUCCUCCCUCCCCUGGAGGACAACCUGUUCCUCCCGCCCCAGGGUGGGAUCAAGCCCCCCAGUUUGGCCCAGACGGCAGAGAUCUUCCAGGCGCUGCAGCAGGAAUGCAUGCGGCAGCUGCAGGUCCCAGCUGGCUCAGUGGUCCCCUCACCCAGCCCAGUGGGUGAUGACAAGCCCCAGGUGCCCCCCCGGGUGCCCAUCCCCCCGAGGCCCACGCGCCCACGUGGUGAGCUGUCUCCAGCCCCCUCAGGCGAGGAGGAGAUGGGGAGGUGGCCUGGACCUGCCUCCCCUCCCCGGGUGCCUCCCCGGGAGCCCCUGUCCCCUCAAGGGUCAAGGACUCCCAGCCCCCUGGUGCCCCGUGAUAGCUCCCCAUUGCCACCUCGGCUCUCAAGUUCACCCGGGAAGACCAUGCCCACCACCCAAAGCUUUGCCUCAGACCCCAAGUAUGCCACACCACAGGUGAUCCAGGCACCUGGCCCACGGGCUGGUCCCUGCAUCCUGCCCAUCGUCCGAGAUGGCAAGAAGGUCAGCAGCACCCACUACUACCUGCUGCCUGAGCGCCCACCCUAUCUGGAGCGCUACCAGCGCUUCCUGCGUGAGGCGCAGAGCCCCGAAGAGCCAGCCCCCUGGCCUGUGCCCUUGCUGCCCCCACCCAGCACCCCAGCCCCUGCCGCCCCCACUGCCACUGUUCGACCCAUGCCCCAGGCUGCCCCAGACCCCAAGGCCAACUUCUCCACCAACAACAGCAAUCCAGGGGUCCGGCCACCAGCCUUGAGGGCUACUGCUCGGCUGCCACAGAGGGGCUACCCUGGGGAUGGGCCAGAGGCUGGACGGCCAACAGAUAAGGUCCAGGUGCUGCAGGCCAUGGUGCACGGGGUGACCACGGAGGAGUGCCAGGCGGCCCUGCAGAGCCACAGCUGGAACGUGCAGAGGGCUGCCCAGUAUCUGAAGGUGGAGCAGCUCUUUGGGUUGGGUCUGCGGCCACGAGGCGAGUGCCACAAAGUGCUGGAGAUGUUUGACUGGAAUCUGGAGCAAGCCGGCUGCCACCUGUUGGGCUCCUGUGGUCCUGUCCACCACAAGCGCUGAGAUGUCUGGAGAGCCAGAGGGUCUGCCCCGAAGGAAUCCCUUGAGCCUGUCCAUCUGACAGGGUGGGAAGACGCCCAUCCCAGGCCUGGAGGACCUGCUGCCGCCAGCUGCUCCUACUGGCAGGGCGAGGCCAAGGCAAACAGGAGGCUUGGGGGAGCCCUGCCUUGCCUGUCCCUUCCUCACCCAGCGCCAACCCUGCAACUUCAGUUCAGCCCAUGGUGCCCUAAGCCUGGGUGCAGGAAGCUGCCCCGUGAAGGCAGGCCUGGGGUGGCCUCAGCAGGCCCCGUGGCUGACCUGCCUCCGGAUUCAUCCGGCCUGGUAGGGCCUGUGGCUGGAGUGUGUCCCCAUGUCCUUCCAACAGGAAAGCCCAGGUUUUACCGUGGGCCAGGAGGAUGUGUUGGCCACACCAAAAGGUGGACUGGCACAGGGCUGGCCCUUCUCCAGGGAGCCCCUGGCAGGCAUUUGGGUGUUGAACAGAAUGUGACUGGUGGCCUCACCAUGGACAGUGGUUUGGGACGUGGUUGGUCUUAAGACCUUGUGCCUGGAAAUAGCCUGAGGUGGCUAAGGAAGCAGAGCAUUGGUGCCAGAGAGUUCUUUGGCUGGGACCAGGGCCCAAGGCCCCAGGGUUGGGAGGAGACCAAGGGGAUAGCUGCCCUGGAGAGAUACUAGUGCUUCCUCUGACCCAGCUCUUCCCCUGUUCUGUUCCUUGUUUUCCGACCAGCCUCUGUCGCCAAAGUUGCUGCCCCAGCUAUGGAUAUUUGCUUCUUUCAGAGAAAUAAAAUUAGUUUCUAUUUUAUGUUA
Pteronotus mesoamericanus is the source of this 4798-nucleotide messenger RNA. It is a transcript of the gene TNK2, whose product is annotated as tyrosine kinase non receptor 2. Lineage: Eukaryota; Metazoa; Chordata; Mammalia; Chiroptera; Mormoopidae. Gene Ontology annotation, molecular function: protein tyrosine kinase activity; protein serine/threonine/tyrosine kinase activity; protein binding. Bases 752 to 3997 code for a protein of 1081 amino acids. Gene Ontology annotation, biological process: signal transduction; regulation of keratinocyte differentiation; protein phosphorylation. The transcript is spliced from 16 exons. The record is from RefSeq and is a predicted model, not a curated record.